Molecule: messenger RNA, 333 nt
Organism: Castor canadensis (American beaver)
Lineage: Eukaryota; Metazoa; Chordata; Mammalia; Rodentia; Castoridae
Gene: Fimp1
Product: chromosome 17 C16orf92 homolog
Biological process (GO): fusion of sperm to egg plasma membrane involved in single fertilization
Source: RefSeq, a predicted model, not a curated record
AUGAGGCUGUGGCAGUGGGUGCUGAUGUGGGUGUGGCUGGCUAGGCUACAGGCCAUAGACACAGCGCCCAACCCAGAAAGCAUCAAGGCUUUAGCCCAGGGAGCAGACUCUUCAGCCUUCAUAGACAGAUCUGACUUCUUUGAUUAUCCAGACUCAGACCAAACUAGCCUUCUGGCUGUAGCCCAGUUUAUUGGAGAAAAACCUGUCAUCUUUGUUAAAUCAGAUUCCGGACCUGGGUUCUUCCAUCACAUCCUGGUGGCUGCCCUGGUGGUGGCCUUCUUCUUCCUUCUUUUCCAGUUCUGCACCCACAUGAGCUUCCAGAAAGGAGCUUAA